Molecule: messenger RNA, 1821 nt
Organism: Capsicum annuum
Lineage: Eukaryota; Viridiplantae; Streptophyta; Magnoliopsida; Solanales; Solanaceae
Product: la protein 1
Exons: 10
Coding region: 321-1670 (449 amino acids)
Biological process (GO): RNA processing
Cellular component (GO): nucleus
Molecular function (GO): mRNA binding
Source: RefSeq, a predicted model, not a curated record
GGUAAUGAUGGUGGAGGGAGGUUAAGCUCUUCGGUUUUUGCAGACGGGAGGGAAGUUGCAUGCAGUUAGGGGUAAUGAGGGAAAGGUCAGGGGGGGAAUAAAAAAUGUGUGGAAGAAUUAGUAUGUGAAACCUAUUAACAUAUACUUCUCAAUUAAUGAAGCUCUCGUACAAAUAUUAGGUGACUAGUCUCACUCAAAAUAAUAUUUUUCAUAAGUUAUAUAUACAAAAGUUAUAUAUACAAACUUCAAAACUAAGUAAAAUUCACUUCUAAAACCCUAACCCUAAUCGCAGCUCUUUCUCUCCUCUGUUCACAAGAAGAAUGGCAAAAACUUUGGACGAAGAAACCGUCAAGAAGAUCAUUAGACAGGUUGAGUUUUACUUCAGUGAUAGUAAUCUCCCUAAAGAUGGAUUUCUCAGGAAAACUGUCGAAGAAAGUGAAGAUGGCUUGGCAAGUUUAGCUUUGAUAUGUUCGUUUUCACGGAUGAGGUCUCACUUGAAUUUGGGGGUGGCAAAGCCAGAAGAUAUAUCAGAUGAUACUGUAAAAUCUGUUGCUGAAGCUUUAAAAGCUUCUUCUUUUCUAAAGAUUUCUGAAGAUGGGAAGAAAGUUGGUAGAGUCAGUGAGCUUGCGAAGCCUGAGGAGGUUAUUGAGCAAAUUGAUGUUAGGACGAUUGCUGCAUCACCAUUGGAAUACAGUGUCAAACUUGAAGAUGUGGAGUCUUUCUUUGGUCAGCAUGGCAAGGUUAACAGUGUGAGACUGCCUCGUCAUGUAGCUGACAAAAGGAUGUUUUGUGGCACUGCUCUGGUUGAGUUCUCUAAUGAGGAAGAUGCAACUAAAAUUGUGAAGCAAAACUUGGUCUAUGAAGGAGUUGAGUUAGAACUGAAACCAAAGAAAAAUUUCGAUGUUGAAAGAGCCAAUGAGGAGAAAGAAGUUGAGCAGAACCAUCCUCGUAGUGGUCCAAAUAGUAAAAAUAACUCGAAGCCUGAGCUAGACUAUCCAAAGGGCUUGAUCAUUGCAUUUAAGUUGAAGAGAAUCUCUGCUGAAAGCUCUACAGAACAGAAUGGUAAUCAUAAACCGGCUACUGAAAGCGCAAGUGCUCCGGAAGCAGAAGGCAAUAAAGAUUCAACCAAAGACAAUGUUGAAGUGACAGAUGAGAAGGUGCCGGAAGAUAUUAAAGACGAAGACAAUGAUGAGAAGGUUGAUAAAGAAGAUCCAGAGGAUGGAAGUGAAGAUGAUGAGCAAGCUCCAGCGGAAGAAAAAUUAUCAGUUGCUGCUUGCAAGGAUAACAAGGACAUUGUUAUGCGUGAAGACUUGAAGAGCGUAUUCCAAAAAUUUGGUACUGUGAAGUUCAUCGAUUUCUCGAUUGGAUCAGAAUCAGGCUAUAUAAGGUUUGAAAAUGAAGAGGCUGCACAGAAAGCACGUGCUGCUGGUGUACUUGCUGAGGAAGGUGGUUUGGCAGUGAAAAAUUUCAUCGCUGCCUUAGACCCUGUAACUGGUGAUGCUGAGAGGGAAUACUGGAGUAUGUUCCGUAAUAACCAACAGGACAGACGCCGUGACUUUAAAGGGAAUAGGGGAAGGGGAGGAAGGUUCAACAGAGGUGGGAAGCAUUCACGUGGAAGGGGAUAUGAUUUUGGUGGACGCCCAAACAAAUUCCAGAAAACUAUGGCAUGAGGAGCUUGAUCUUUUGUAACAUUUUUGAUGAAAUUCUCAAUCUAUCUUAUUCUACAUUACUACAAUGAUAUACUAUCAUCGUUGUAAUGUGUUAGCAAUUUUGUACCUUAAUUUAUGUCUUAAUAUGAUGAUAAAAUGGUUAUGUUCUCCA